Stylonychia lemnae is the source of this 1236-nucleotide messenger RNA. Lineage: Eukaryota; Ciliophora; Spirotrichea; Sporadotrichida; Oxytrichidae. The record is from the annotation of a GenBank genome assembly.
AUGCAAAUCUUUGAAGGUAUUCUUGACACAGCAUCUAAUCAUAUUUUCUUGGUUAUUUCAUUGUUGAUUUUGCUUGUGAUUCUGAUUUGGCUAAAAGCAAUCUAAGUAAAUGAGAUGAAAUUAUACCAUGAUUUGGAAUCGACACAUUUAUUCCCAGCUCUAUAAAAUUAAAACUUUAGAGUGCUUAAGUACAAAUAAUCCUACUUGCUCUUCCAUAGAUUAUUACAAAGUUUGUUUCAUGCAUUAUUUGAAAGAUGUUUUCGAGAUUCUAGCAUUCGAUUUAUUAAUGAGAUAUUUGAGUUUAGAGAGGGUGGGACAGUUGCUAUUGAUUGGGUCAAUGUGCUGCCAAGCAUGGAUGAUCAUAAACCAUUGCUCAUAAUAAGUCCUGGAUUUAGUGGAGAUAAAACCUCUGCUUACAUGUAUUGCAUUUACAAAAAGGCAAUUAAUGAUGGAUAUUAUCCAGUAGUUAUUAGUUUUGAGGGAUCAUCUGGUAGACCAUUAAGUGUAAUAUUAACAUUAUCUUUUAAAUAUUUAUAGCAUCCAAGAAUUUAUAAAGGUUGGAGUGGAGAAGAUAUUCAAGAACCCUUAGAGUAUAUUUACGAGAGGUACUGUAUUGAUUAAAAAGGUGAAAGAAUAAGACAGGUCUUUUUCUUAGCAAUAUCAUUUUCAGGAACAAUUCUCACUCAUUAUUUGGGAAAAGAGGGCAGUGAACAUAAAAUUAUCACAGCUGCUGCAUCUGUUGGUACCUAACAGAGAUAAUGGAUUAGUAAUAUUACACUCAAAAAGUCAUUUUGUGGUUAAACUAAAAAGAUCUUUGGACUUUAACUCAGAAGUAUAUUUGCGGAGAAUGUUGAUAUGCUAUAAGAUCAUUUUGAGACAGAGCACAAUAUUGACCUUCCCUAUUAUAUAUAAUAAAACAGAGGUAUAGAUUAAUACACUCUUUUGAUUGCUAAAAUGAAUGGCUUUGAAGAUAUGGAUGAAUAUUACUAUAGAGUAUCAAUGAUUCAUUCAAUUCCAAAAGUUAGAGUGCCUAUGUUUUACAUAUACGCUAGGGAUGAUCCAGUUAUUGGUUAUGAUCAUAUUGAUUUUGAGGCUUGCUAAUAAAAUCCCUAUGUACUAGUAGGAUUAACAAAAAGAGGAGCACACGUCUGUCAUGUUGAAUCAGUUAUUAAGCCAUCUAUGUGGUUCGCUAAACCAGCUAUUGAAUUUCUAAAUUCCUUUAGAGUUGAUUACUGA